Solanum tuberosum (potato) is the source of this 1858-nucleotide messenger RNA. RefSeq names its product lysine histidine transporter-like 8. NCBI's taxonomy places the organism in Eukaryota, Viridiplantae, Streptophyta, Magnoliopsida, Solanales, Solanaceae. The coding region runs from base 1 to 1578 and encodes 525 amino acids. The transcript is spliced from 5 exons. The record is from RefSeq and is a predicted model, not a curated record.
AUGGAGGAAAGACCAGAAACAGAGCUUAUUUCAAUACCAGCAACACCGCGUGCAUCAACACCUGAGAUUCUAACACCGUCAGGUCAAAGAUCACCAAGGGGUGGUGGAGGACAUACAUCUACUGGUGCAUCAAAAGAUGCUAAGUCAUGGACACCAACUUCAUUUAUUUCACCUAGGUUUUUGAGCCCUAUUGGGACUCCAAUGAAAAGGGUGUUGGUUAAUAUGAAGGGUUAUUUGGAAGAAGUUGGGCAUUUGACUAAGCUUAACCCUCAAGAUGCUUGGCUUCCAAUUACUGAAUCUAGAAAUGGCAAUGCUCAUUAUGCUGCUUUUCAUAAUCUUAAUGCUGGUAUUGGGUUUCAAGCUUUGGUCUUGCCUGUUGCUUUCUCUUAUCUUGGAUGGAGCUGGGGAAUAAUUUCCUUAACUAUAGCUUAUUUCUGGCAACUCUAUACUUUAUGGAUCCUUGUUCAGCUGCAUGAAGCAGUUCCAGGGAAGAGAUACAAUAGAUAUGUGGAACUCGCGCAAGCAGCAUUUGGUGAAAGACUGGGUGUUUGGCUUGCUCUCUUCCCUACUGUUUACCUAUCUGCAGGAACCGCAACAGCAUUGAUUCUCGUAGGAGGAGAAACCAUGAAGCUGUUCUUUCAAAUUGUUUGUGGUCCGCUCUGUUCCUCGAAUCCUUUAACAACUGUGGAGUGGUAUCUGGUUUUCACUUCCCUCUGCAUUGUUCUGUCCCAGCUCCCGAACCUGAACUCCAUCGCUGGACUCUCCCUCGUUGGAGCAGUGACAGCCAUAACAUACGCCACUAUGGCAUGGGUCCUUUCUGUAAGCCAACCACGACCACCUUCCAUUUCAUAUGAACCCAUUUCUUUGCCUUCCUACUCAGCUUCUCUCUUUUCGGUCUUGAACGCCAUGGGUAUCAUAGCAUUUACCUUUAGAGGACACAAUUUAGUUCUUGAAAUUCAGUCAACAAUGCCGUCAACGUUCAAGCACCCAGCCCAUGUGCCAAUGUGGAAGGGAGCAAAAGUUGCUUAUUUCUUCAUAGCCUUGUGCCUGUUCCCUAUUGCCAUUGGAGGCUUCUGGGCUUAUGGAAGCCUUAUGCCAUCGGGGGGAAUGCUAAGUGCACUAUACGCCUUCCAUAUUCACGAUAUUCCAAGAGGACUUCUCGCCAUGACAUUUCUCUUAGUCGUGUUCAACUGCUUGAGUAGCUUCCAAAUAUACUCCAUGCCAGCAUUUGACAGUUUCGAAGCUGGAUACACUAGCCGUACCAACAAACCAUGCUCAAUUUGGGUCCGUUCUGGUUUCAGAAUAUUUUUCGGAUUUGUUUCAUUCUUUAUCGGAGUGGCACUUCCGUUCCUGUCAAGUCUUGCAGGAUUGUUAGGAGGACUCACACUUCCGGUAACGUUUGCUUAUCCUUGCUUCAUGUGGGUCCUCAUAAAGAAGCCUACAAAGUACAGCUUUAACUGGUAUUUCAACUGGAUCCUUGGAUGGUUAGGAGUUGCUUUUAGCUUGGCCUUUUCAAUUGGAGGAAUUUGGAGUAUGGUCAAUAAUGGACUUAAACUCCGGUUCUUCAAGCCCAACUAAGAGAUAGAUCAUGAAUAAAAAGCGCGCUUUGGUAUGUAAACUUGUAUUUGCUAGUAGUAGUUUGUAAUGUGUGUUUCUAUUCUAGGCUUGAGAAAAGGUGAAGUGGAGAAACAACGCGUGCGUGUGUUUUGGUUGGUUCGGGAGGAGGGGAGGAAGAGGAAUAUGUAUAAAAGCCAUAGGUACAAACAUGUUCUUGUUUUCUACCUUUGGAAAUUUGGUGUUGUAUGCUUAUGAAAUCGCUUGAAAGUCACAUUUUAUAGAAACUAGAAUGUUUGCAGGA